Messenger RNA from Punica granatum (pomegranate), 1518 nucleotides. Lineage: Eukaryota; Viridiplantae; Streptophyta; Magnoliopsida; Myrtales; Lythraceae. The record is from RefSeq and is a predicted model, not a curated record.
CAGUGGCCCGAAGAAGAUAAGCCGGUGGAGCCCUGAGCUGAAGUUGCAGUGAGAGAGAGAGAUGAUGAAGGAGAAGCUUUCCACUGUAGCGAAGACCUUCACCCCAUCGCCCAUUCAGCAGCUCUCGCUCCUCGCGCAGAGAUGCAACGCCAUCAACUUGGCCGAGGGCUUCCCCGACUUCCCUGCCCCUCACCACAUCAAAGCCGCCGGCAUCUCCGCCAUCAACUCCGACUUCAACCAGUACAGGCACGUUCAAGGAAUAUGCGACCGCUUGGCGGAGAUACUGAAGGAUACGCACGGAUUGGAAGUUGAUCCUUUGACUGAUAUUGCCAUUUGCUGUGGUCAGACUGAAGCAUUCGCCGCUGCCACGUUCUCAAUAAUCGACCCUGGUGAUGAAGUUAUACUGUUCGAACCCGCUUUCGAGACAUAUGGGGGUUGCAUUUCUCUGGCUGGGGGUGUUCCGGUAUAUGUGGCACUUGACCCCCCUUACUGGACUCUGGAUGCUAAAAAGCUCUUAAAUUCAUUCACGAACCGAACAAAAGCUCUUGUGCUGAACAGUCCUCACAAUCCAACUGGGAAGGUCUUCACUCGGGAUGAGCUUGAGGUUAUUGCUGGAGCUUGCCGCAUGAACGACUGCCUAGCUGUAACUGAUGAGGUGUAUGAGUAUGUAACUUAUGAUGGCAUAAAGCAUGUAUCGCUUGCCUCACUUGCGGGAAUGCAAGAGAGGACGAUCAUUACCUCUUCGCUAUCUAAAACUUUCAGCGUCACAGGUUGGAGGAUUGGGUGGGCAAUUGCUCCUGCUUUGAUUGCCUCUACGAUUAAGAACAUUCACAUCAGACUAACAGAUUCAGCUCCAGCACCAUUCCAAGAGGCUGCCCUGACUGCUCUAACAUGUCAGCCCCCGUAUUUUGAAUCACUAAGACAAGAUUAUGAAUCAAAGCGAGAUUUUCUGGUCAAGCUUCUUGUUGGGGUUGGUUUUAGGAUCCGAUCCAAGCCCCAGGGAUCCUUCUUCUUGUUUGCCGAGCUUCCUGAGAACUGCCUUCUUUCCGAUGUUGAAUGUGUCAAGAAACUGAUUGAAGAGGCAGGGGUGGUUGCUGUCCCAGGAUGCGGUUUCUUCCCUUCAAUUUCCUGUCCGUCAGAGGAUUCGCACACGGUCGCAGGAAACCAAUUCAACUACCAGAACAGAUUUAUAAGGUUCGCUUUCUGCAAAAGUGAUGCGACGUUGUCUUCUGCUGCACUGAAGCUGGGUGAGUUCAUGAAAGCAGUAGGUCCGCUCGGGUGAAUAAUUUGAGAUCGAUUUUCGACAUGGAGUAAUCUGUCCAUCUACAUUAAGUGAAAAGUGUGAUGGAGAUUUGACAUAAGAUAUGGAGAUACCUUGACUAGGUUUUCGUGUCAAUGGAUUGUCUAAUUCUCACUAAUUCAGGUGAUUUGCUUGAGUUGUUUCAUUGAGAGAUUGCCACCCAUUGAUCAAAUAAAAAAUUGAGGCCUUUAUGAACGAAAAUUGAAGGUUGUAUGCAA